Molecule: messenger RNA, 1162 nt
Organism: Daktulosphaira vitifoliae (grape phylloxera)
Lineage: Eukaryota; Metazoa; Arthropoda; Insecta; Hemiptera; Phylloxeridae
Exons: 2
Coding region: 102-998 (298 amino acids)
Biological process (GO): proteolysis
Molecular function (GO): cysteine-type peptidase activity
Source: RefSeq, a predicted model, not a curated record
ACAUUAAAUUUAAAAAAUAAAAUUCAUAUUACCUUAUGCUAACAUUAGUAUUAUUGCAUGCUAACCAAACCACUAACCACUACCGGAUAUAAUUAAUCAACAUGCCAAGAUUCAUACGAUUUUUUUUAAUAAAAAAAAUAAUUAUGUCAUCUGUCUCACCACCAAUGGUAUAUGAUGAUGUCACUAUCAAUACCUUUAUGAAGCUCAUAGUUGAGAGGUCUCAAUCACAAGUAUAUGCCUUCGAUACUCUUUUCAUCCUUGAAUUCAAGAAAAGUGGGUUUGAAGCAAUUCAUCAACAAAUAACAAUAGAUUUGUUUAAAAAAACACUUCUACUCGCUCCACUCUAUGUUAAUAAUACCCAUUGGACUCUUGUAGCAGUUCAUGUUUCUAACAAAGACAUAACAUUUUAUGACAACAUGAACUGUACCAUAUCUGAAAUGAUAUGGAAAAUACGACAAUUCAUUAUCUUCUGUGAAUUCAAACAAUAUGGUUGUACUUCUAAUUGGCAAAUAUAUAGAGGUGAAACAACUACAUUGAACAACAAUGACGACUGUGGUCCAGGGAUAGUGGAAAUAGCUGAAAGAAUUUCCAGAGGUUAUCCUCCAUUAAUUAAUCUUUCACUUUUAAAAGACUAUAUGAAAAAUCACAAGCAAAUUUUAGAAGAAAACUUCUUACAUAUAUAUCACGACCCAGCACAAUUUACCAAUCCACCACCUCUAAGGCCACCCACACCAACUGGUAUCAAAAUCAUAGAAACAAACCAUAUAAAGAAGAGAACAUUAAAGAACAAAAAUUACAAAUAUUUAAAAAAUCUGAGACAAAAAACUAGAUUCAGAAAAUACUAUAAACAUCUGAAUAAACAAAGAAUACUAUUGACGGAACCUGUCCCACUAAAAACUCUAAAACCUAAAAGGACACCAUAUUCUCAACAACUCAAGAAAGAAAAAAGAGACGAGUUCAUAUCAAUCCAAUCAAUGAACAGUAGUCCGGGAAAGUAGUACAAUAAAAAAAAAAGAGAAGAAGAAAACUACAAUCAAGUAUUAGUUAUAGAACUUUAUGUAAACCUUUCAUAAUCUAAUUAAUUUUUUUAGAUAAAUCAAAUUUUACUAUAAAUUUUGUAUUCUACCACAUUAUUGUCUAGAAUUUAUAAAUUAUAUUUACC